GUUACAGACCGCUAACUCGUUUUUUUGCCAACCUCUUGCUUUUGUCCAGCCUAGGAGAGUUCCAGAGGCGCUGCGACGAGCAACGAUAUAAUUAUCUGCGUUCAAUCUUACGACUUCCUUGCAGCUUCUCCGUCACUUUUGCACCCGCUGACUAAAUCACCUUGAAACAUGCUGACUCGUGCGACGCUGCUCGUAGCGUGCACCGGUGCAUUCGCACCUCAAGCACACAAACUCACGCCACUGACGCGCCGCCAGUUCACGGAAGUGCCGGAAGCGCUCGAUACGGCGCGCUUCGUCCGCGUCGAUCCCGAAUGCACGGACGAUAAGCCGGUGCUCCUGGCCCUCGGCGGCCUCGACGGCUCGCCGCGCGUCGGCGCACGGAACUGGAAGCGCUUAGGCGAAUGGUUCGACGUGCGCGCGCUCGUACUGGACCCGUCGGACCGGUCGUCGCACGGCGACCUCGUACGGCUCGCGGCCUCGGCGGCGGCGGCGGCGCCGGACGGUCAAGUGCACAUCGUGGCGGAGUCGAUGGGCGCGCUGGCGGCUUUAGGUCUGGCGCUCGCGCGCCCCGAGCGCGUCGCGUCGCUCGUGCUGUGCAACAGCGCGUCGUCGUACGCGCGCGCGCCGGUCUCGCGCAUCACCGGGUUGUUGCCGAGGCUGCCGACGCGGGUCUACGAGACGCUGGCGCCGGUCGUGACGCCGAUCAUGGGCCGGCCCGGCUGGACGGCGGCGCUGGGCGAGGGCCUGGCCGCGGCGUUGCCCCGCGAGACGCUCACGCACCGCGAGAGAGCUCUGUUGCGGAACGGCGCGGCGUCCGUCAACGACGCGCUCAAGCGGCUCAAGGCGCCGCCGCGCUGGGCCUCUAAUUGCGUGCUCGUGGCCUCGGAGAAUGACGCGGUGCUGCCGUCCGUGCGCGAGGCGCGAAGGCUCGCGCAAUUAAUCCCGGGCGCGACGGUCCGCAUCGAGCGCGGCGCGCCGCACGUCUUGUUUGACGCGGCGAACCUGCUGGACGUUUUUGCUGAUAACGGCCUCCUCCCGAGCGCGCCGCGCCGGGCUUCAAAUGGCGUCACGGCCACGACGCCCAUCGAGCGGUCGAUGCUCGCCGCGCGGCGCCUCGUGUCGCCGCGAUUCUUCUCGACCGCGGCAGAUGGCUCCGUCGAGGACGGCCUCUUCAACGUCCCGAGCGAGGGACCGGUGCUCUUCGUGGGCAACCACCAGCUUUUUGGUUUGGACGGCGUUCAUAUUGUGGAAGAGUUUCUACGAGAAAGGCGGCUCGCCCUGACGCCGCUGGUGUACCCUCCACUUUUAGCAGAUGAGAGCCCGCUCGCGCCGCUGCCUUAUCCAUUACCCGGGUCCGCGGCGAUGCUGCGGCGGUUCGGAGGAGAGCCGGCGGGCGCGAAGACCCUUAUAGCGGCGUUGAAGCGUGGCGCCAAGGCGCUCGUGUUCCCCGGCGGCGCGCGGGAGGUCUUCAAGCGCAAGGGCGAGGCUUAUACGUUGCGGUGGCCCUCGGACUCGUCGGCGCUCGUGCGCAUCGCCGCCAAGUUCAACGCCACCAUCAUACCUUUCGCGGGCGUGGGCGGCGACGAGUUCUUCGGGAACGAGGCUUAUGCCUUGGAUACCGACGAUUUGUUGACGAUGGACAACCGCGUCGGCGAGCGGCCCGCGUAGGGAUCAUCUUAAGGCGUCCGACGCCGUCGACGCGUCGAUUUCCACGCAGGCGAGUUCCUGCGGAAUCGUACCGAGUCCUUGGUGAGCCUAGUAGAUGGAGACACGUUCGUCCCACCGCUCAUGGCCCCGAACGCGGCGCCGCGCCGCAACUACUACCUCUUCGGGCGGCCCUUCCACACGACGGCCGUCGACCCGGCGAACGCGGACGCCUGCGACGCGCUCUACGGCGCCGUGCGCACGCAAGUCGAGCUCCAGGUGGAGUACCUGCUGCAGCGGCGCGGCGACGACCCGUACGACGACUUCGUCAAGCGGCUCGCGUACGAGUCUCUGGGGAGCGUCGCGCCUACGUUCUCUGUGGACGAGUAAUUUUGUGGUAUGUGAACAAUAUUUACAAGCUAAUACACAGAGAAUAUGCACGA
Pelagomonas calceolata is the source of this 2087-nucleotide messenger RNA. The record is from the annotation of a GenBank genome assembly. NCBI's taxonomy places the organism in Eukaryota, Pelagophyceae, Pelagomonadales, Pelagomonadaceae.